AUGAUGGAAGCUUGCUCUGGGCUCUCCAAGGCUGGUGCUCAGGAGGCGCCCAUCAAGAAGAAGUGCCCCCCGGUGAAGGAGGAAGAUCUGAAGGGGGCCCGUGGGAACCUAGCCAAGAACCAGGAGAUCAAGUCCAAGACCUACCAGGUCAUGCGGGAGUGUGAACGAGCUGGCUCCACCGCCCCAUCUGUGUUCAGCAGCAACCGGACCGGCACUGAGACCGUCUUCGAGAAGCCCAAAGCCAGACCUGCCAAGAGCAUCUUUGGCUAAGACGUGCGCCCCAUUCCCCUUGCCGCUGCCAACUCCCAGACGCAGGAGCCUUUCCCAAAAACUCUUUU
Molecule: messenger RNA, 338 nt
Organism: Neomonachus schauinslandi (Hawaiian monk seal)
Lineage: Eukaryota; Metazoa; Chordata; Mammalia; Carnivora; Phocidae
Gene: MUSTN1
Product: musculoskeletal, embryonic nuclear protein 1
Exons: 3
Coding region: 1-270 (89 amino acids)
Biological process (GO): tissue regeneration; chondrocyte differentiation; chondrocyte proliferation
Cellular component (GO): nucleus
Source: RefSeq, a predicted model, not a curated record